AUGAAGCAAUUCAGAAAAACCCACAAAUCUCCUCCAAAACGAAAUACAAAACUACCGAAAUAUGUUCCAUUGACAUCUCAAAGUCUGGAUUUUGAGUCGUCAGAAGAUUUGGAACACGAUGAAGACUAUCCAUCAAAAUUUUCGCCCACAACUCAACUAGGGAUCUCAACUCGGGAUUUAAUCCCGGUGAAGCUGAAUCCCAUCGGGACUCUCGGUGCUGGUAGACUUGAUCCCUUCUCGAGUUUGCCUAUGGAUGAGCCAAACCUUUACUCGCAGGAAUUGAUGGACCACGCUGUCACUUACCUAUUACCCGGGCUUAUACCUGAUAAGGCACCGCCUAGCGAAUCCAACCCUCUAUCAAAAGAAUAUUUUUCAUUCGGCCUACGAACUCCUAUAGUAUUCCAUUCAUUGGUCUACUCAGGCUCUAACCACCUCGACUUCCUCCGCUCGUCUAACAUUUUCCCUAACGCUCCAACGCCUCUUGCCCACAAAAUUGUCGUUAUCCAAAAGCUGAAGGAGGCUCUAUCCGAUCCUAGCCAAGCUUUACGAGACGAAACCAUCCUCGCGAUCUUAGUCCUCGCUACUCAAGAAGUCUUUAUGAGCCAGGGAAAUAGGAACCCUUUCAACUCUCCCCUUCCAAAGCUUGGGUGGUUGAACAUAUAUGGGAAUUUCAGACUUGUUCCACGACACAUUAAGGCAAUCGCAGAUAUCGUCGCAUUGAGAGGUGGACUUGAAAACAUCCAACUGUAUAAAUUGGCAGAGAUUAUUGUCGCGGGGGAUGUUACUAUGACGACCAAUACUCUCGGGAAGCCAGAUUUCCCUGCGCUUAGAAUCCACACAGCCUCUAUCGCUGCUCUUAGAGCCUGGGCAAUAUGUCCUCCUCGUCCGCUUGUUCAGACACAGGCUACAGCUUUCUGGAGACUUCGAGACUACGGAAUAACAGACUCUAUGCUUCAAGUCUUGGAUUCAAUGGGUGCUUACACCCUUGCGAUUACCUAUUACUUUCAAGGCAAGCCGUUUAGUCUGGGGCUCGGAGAGAUAAAUAGAACGCGACUGGCGGUUCAGCAUAGGCUAGUAUUACUACCAGCUUCGGAAGAACUCAGCUUUAUACCUUCAUCGAAACCCAAUAUUUAUGAGUGCUGCCGUUUAGCAGCACUAGUCUUCGGCGUGGCUGUGGUCUAUCCAAUCCCAAAUCCUCACAAUGUGUUGCUUGAGUUAGUUCGGCGUCUCAAAACAGCGAUUGAGUGUUUGGAUGUUGGAACUUUCGGAACCAAUUUGUCUGGAGUGCUGUUAUGGAUGCUGGUACUAGGAGGGAUAGCUGCCUCGGACAAGCCGGAAAGACCUUGGUUUGUUUCCCAAUUGGCUUUGAUUGUUCGGAGGCUGGAUAUAACUGAAUGGGGCAGUAUCGAGGAUACCUUGGAAUCUUUUUUGUGGCUUGAAAGUGCUUGUGGUCAAGGGGGACGAGAGUUGUGGGAUGAAGCGGGCUGCGUCUUAUAG
This is a messenger RNA of Hyaloscypha bicolor E, 1497 nucleotides long. RefSeq lists its product as uncharacterized. The record is from RefSeq and is a predicted model, not a curated record. Lineage: Eukaryota; Fungi; Ascomycota; Leotiomycetes; Helotiales; Hyaloscyphaceae. The transcript has 3 exons. Bases 1 to 1497 code for a protein of 498 amino acids.